CUCUUUCAAGCGCAGGACCAAUACCAUCUAAUCACCUGGUUAUUCGCCACUAUCGGACUGGGACUGAUCUUCAACUCUACUCGCCUGAGGCUCAUAGCCUCCAAAAAUUUCACAAUUGUCGUACAAGGUGAAUGAACGAAACACAACAUGUCGGGCCCCAACGCGCCUAGCCCAGCACCUCGCAGCGCAAGCACAGGGCCAAAUGGGCUUCUGGCAACUACCGGCACAUCACUUGUCAAUGGCGUCGGCGCUGCAGCGGUUGCCGGCUCAGGCGCGCCGGUGCAAUCCACAGGACCGUCUACCGCCACGGGUGCCAGUACCAUCUCACAGCAGAAUCUAAAUCAAAUUGUGAUAGACUACCUUGCGAAGAAAGGAUACCAUAGAACAGAAGCCAUGCUUCGGGCGGAGUCAUCAAAUCAAGAGAUUGCGCGAGAGUCUCCAUUCCAACCCACUGGCCCUCCUGCUAACCGCUACUUCGAGACAUUUGUGCGCUUAAAGGCGUGGACCGAUGAUGCUCUUGACAUUUACAAACCGGAAGUAUCACGGCUCCUUUGGCCAUUCUUUGUCUACACAUACUUCGAACUCAUCACACAACUGCAUGCUAAAGAAGCCGCACGGUUCUUCCAGAAAUUUUCGGAAGAGUUCCGCAGAGAACAUGAAUAUGACCUGAGAAGUAUGGAGCGCAUCACCCUACCAGAACACUCCGAAGACAAGGUCGCCAGACUCUACCGCGAGAACAAAUAUCGCCUGUCGAUCAGUCAAGCCGCAUUCGUAUACUUCAUGCAGUUUCUAGAGUCUCUCCCAGAGUUUGGUUUCAAGCUUCUGAUGAAAAUCGUCGAGAACCAUCUAGAUCUCAGACAGGUCGAUCGUGGUGCCGAUGAUCGAUUCAGUUUUGCGGCAGUCAUUGCCCGCGGUGCUGAAGGUCAGGACAUGCCUGCAGAGGACGAAGGAAUCCCUGGUCAUCGCCCUGGCAAUGCGGUCUCAUCAACAGAUCCCACUGUCGGUAACAAUCUGGCGACUCUGAAGCUUGGUAAGCUUCCUAUGGAGAAAGAGGCUGAAGAGGAUGUGCGUGCCGAAGUCACCGAGCUUGACUCUUCCGCCCCACCCCGCCCCGGUCAGGACAGUCUCCUGCAAACUCAUGAAAUGCUCAACAUUAAGCAGGAGGAGGAGGAUGAAGGUCCAAACAGAGCCGAAAUUCCCUUUCCUCCUUCAACUGCUCGGGAUGUGGCCAUGGAGGUUCAAAAGAUUCGAGAAAAUCGCGAUCGCUUGAAGAUUGAGACUCGGACAGGGGGAAUCGGACCCGCUCUCAGCACAGUCAUGUAUACAUUUCACAACACACACGACAGCAUCAUUUGCUUGGACUUUUCAGGCGACCAAAAACUCGUUGCUGCAGGUUUUCAAGAAUCAUAUAUUCGUCUCUGGACGAUGGACGGCUCUCCACUUGGUCCACCCGUCAACGGCCAGGAAUCGAAUUCUCAAAGACUGAUCGGCCAUUCAGGACCAGUCUACACCGUUUCAUUCGCACCUUCGACGGUGAAACCUACCGAAGAACUCGGCGACACCGACACAAAAUGGCUGUUGUCUUGCAGUCAGGAUGCUACGAUCCGACUCUGGCACCUUGAAACCUUCCAAUGUAUGGUGGUAUACAAAGGUCACGUCGGUCCCUGCUGGUCAGUCUCGUGGGGACCCUAUGGCUAUUAUUUCGCAAGUGGUGGCCACGACAAGACAGGAAGAAUCUGGCAGACUGAUAAGAUUCGUCAAAUCCGGAUCUUAGCAGGCCAUGACGACGAUGUCGACGUUACAGCAUGGCACCCAAAUUCCACCUACGUCUUCACAGCGUCUAGUGACAAGACCGUCCGGAUGUGGGCCCUUAACAAUGGCAACCCUGUACGGAUGUUCACUGGUCACACUUCGAUGAUUACCGCCCUCGCCUGUUCCAAGAAUGGCAAAUAUCUUGCUUCAGCCGACGAUACCGGCGUCAUCCUCAUCUGGGAUCUUGGCCCUGGUCGACUUCUCAAGAAAAUGCGUGGUCAUGGCAAAGGCGGGAUAUGGUCGCUGUCUUGGUCGGCGGAGUCGACGGUCCUAGUUUCGGGGGGUGCUGAUUGCACAGUAAGGGCAUGGGAUGUUACAGGUCCUGCCAAAGAAUCCACCACGACUGCAGCACACAAGGCUGACGGAACUGGCAAUCCGGCGGCAAAGACCGACGGCAGCGGUGGUACAACGACAGCCUCGGGUGGUACAGUCGCAGGGACCGGUAGCACGUCAGCAACCACAACAACUGCCCCCAAUAUCACACCGAUGACUACCGGCACCACUGGUGGCGGAGGUCCUCCCAAGAAGAGAGGCAAAGAUGCUGUGGUCACCAGUGACCAGAUCUCAGCCUUCCUCACCAAGCAAAGCCCUGUCUAUGUCACCAAGUUUACGAAUAUGAAUCUUGUGCUGGCUGGAGGUGCUUAUUUGCCCGAACAGGCCAAAUGAGACGGUGCCUUUCUAUGAUCGCCGCAGCACCCUCUUGUCUUUUUAGAUGUAUUUUAACCGGCAAAAGGCACUUUUAGUUGAAUGGUUCACAGAGCAAGUCGAUGGUUCUACGCGCCCAAUAGUAGUGCCAUGGAACUCGAUGUCAUCAGCGUUAGGUCUAGAUCAAAAUUCAUUCUGCGUGGAAGCUGUUGA
This is a messenger RNA of Exophiala mesophila, 2670 nucleotides long. RefSeq lists its product as uncharacterized. Gene Ontology annotation, biological process: transcription initiation at RNA polymerase II promoter. Gene Ontology annotation, cellular component: transcription factor TFIID complex. Gene Ontology annotation, molecular function: RNA polymerase II general transcription initiation factor activity; protein binding. The record is from RefSeq and is a predicted model, not a curated record. Bases 148 to 2478 code for a protein of 776 amino acids. NCBI's taxonomy places the organism in Eukaryota, Fungi, Ascomycota, Eurotiomycetes, Chaetothyriales, Herpotrichiellaceae. The transcript is spliced from 2 exons.